UACAAAGACAGCAGAGGCCAAUGUAUUUAAUCCUGUUAUUGAUUAGAACCAGAGGGGCUCAUACCUGAAGUCGGCACAGCGGCCGCCGACCUUUUAGUGAACCGUAAGUCGGCAGGGCAAUUGAAGAAUAAAAGGCCCCCUUCAAUUCUCGAGGAGCGGGAAGAGGCAGCCAUGGCGAACAAACUCAUCAGCCAAAUGGGUCUUCCUCCAUCCGUCGCCAACGUUUUCGCCGCUCGUAACAUCUUGACCGCCAAGGAUGCUCUCUCGUUGCCCGAAUUCGAGCUGAUGACUCUCCUUGGCAUGGGUCUCGAUCAAGUGAAGUCCGCCGUGGAGCGCAUCAGCGAGAUCACAUGUCCGCCUUACCAAACCGCACUUUCUCUUAUGGAGGAUCGUGUGCGGUUAGGAGGCCAUCUCCCGACGUUGCUUCGCGGUCUUGAUGAUGCCUUGUGUGGAGGGAUACCGUUUGGGGCCCUCACGGAAUUGGUUGGCCCCUCAGGGAUCGGUAAAACCCAAUUUUGUCUAAAGCUCUCACUAUUAGCGGCUUUGCCUUCUUGCUAUGGAGGCCUAAACGGGCGUGUUAUAUACAUUGAUACUGAAUCUAAAUUUAGUUCACGCAGGAUGGUAGAGAUUGGAGAAAAUAGUUUCCCUCAGAUAUUUCAAUCAGAAGGCAUGGCACAACAGAUGGCUGGUAGAAUUAUAGUUGUACGGCUGACAUCAUUGCCUGAAUUCACGGAGAGAUUGCAACAGUUAAAGUUGACACUUAUCCAGCAUGAUGUGAAGUUGCUUGUAGUUGAUAGCAUGGCUGCUCUUGUUUCUGGGGGUAAUGACACAAGAACUGCUGGUCCAAAGCAACAUUUGCUGAGGUGGCCUCUUUCUUUUCUAAAGUCCCUUGCCGAGUUUUCACGAAUUCCUGUUGUGGUGACAAACCAAGUCCGUAGUCAAAGUAGUAAUGAAGCCUUUCAUUAUCCAUUUCAAGGGAAAGAGAAGGAUUCUAGCAAAAAUUUUGAAAGGCUAGAGUCUCAUCUAAUUGCUGCUUUAGGGAUCCAAUGGGCUCAUGCUGUAACCAUCCGUCUUGUCUUUGAGGCUUAUUCAGGUCAGAAGUUCAUUAAGGUGGCAAAAUCGCCUAUGUCUCCUGCAAGGGCAUUUCCAUUUAUUGUGGAGUCAUCUGGAAUUUCACUGUUAAAUGACGAUGGCUUCAAAGUUAUGGGUCGAGAGAUAAACACAAUUCGCUUUCAAGGUCACAACAUUCUUGAGCAGUGAACUAGGUGGUGUUCUCAUUCAUAGCCAAUUUUCACAGGAUUUUCAUAUUCCGGAAGCAGAUUUUGGAGCAAGGAACAAUCCUCUUGUACUAGUGUUCCUGAACAGCUGCUAUGGCAUUUAAAAGCUUCGAAAUAUUCAUGCUUUAUCUGUUUGGGGCCAUCAAAUGUGGACUACUUCGUAAUGAGCUUGGCGAUAACAUAUCCAUUCUAACUAUGAAAUAAGUCAUUGCCAGGCACAUUCAUGUUUCCAGAGGUUAUAUGUUUUAUAGCAUAAUUCUUGGCUACUAACCUUGCAGUCAAAAAAAAAAAAAAAGGGUUAUCCCAGUGCUCAAGGCUCCUGCCACUGCAGGUUUUCGGAGGGUAAAAUGUAUACAAUCUUACCCCCGCAUGCUAAGAGUCUAUUUUCGUGUUUUCAACCUAUGACAAUUUAGGUCACAGUAGAGCAACCUUGCUGUUACGGCAAAACUUACUCUCAGGCUACUAACUUUGGAAUGUUCUGGGGAAAACAUAUAAGGAUUCAUAAAAUUCACCUUAACUAGCGUAUGAUUUCCUUAGUCUUCUAGAAGUCUUUUCUACACUGAAUCACCUUGGGAUCAAUUAUCAAACCUAGCUUGUUUCCCAUAACUGUUACAAAGUUACAAAGUGCUCAAAACCAAGAUUAUUUUUUAAGAAUUUGUUCACUUGUAAUCCAUUGUGAAAACAUGGAGAUCAACUUCAAAUUUACUGCUGUUAGGUUACCAUCU
Messenger RNA from Phoenix dactylifera (date palm), 2002 nucleotides. It is a transcript of the gene RAD51B, whose product is annotated as DNA repair (Rad51) family protein. NCBI's taxonomy places the organism in Eukaryota, Viridiplantae, Streptophyta, Magnoliopsida, Arecales, Arecaceae. The record is from RefSeq and is a predicted model, not a curated record. Gene Ontology annotation, biological process: double-strand break repair via homologous recombination. Gene Ontology annotation, cellular component: replication fork; Rad51B-Rad51C-Rad51D-XRCC2 complex. Gene Ontology annotation, molecular function: ATP-dependent DNA damage sensor activity; four-way junction DNA binding; double-stranded DNA binding.